Molecule: messenger RNA, 294 nt
Organism: Puccinia graminis f. sp. tritici CRL 75-36-700-3
Lineage: Eukaryota; Fungi; Basidiomycota; Pucciniomycetes; Pucciniales; Pucciniaceae
Exons: 3
Coding region: 1-294 (97 amino acids)
Source: RefSeq, a predicted model, not a curated record
AUGUGCUGUAUCAAUCAAUUCUCUGCAUCCACCAGCCUUGAUCUGGGUGCCAUUUAUGGACCAGACGCAAGCAGAGAUCAUGCGGCCGAAAACUGCAAGCUUUCCGGUCGGGAUUCGGCAGUGAUCGACUAUGAAGAUCCAUCCUCAUGGACUGGUGUCGAACAUGGGCGGUCGGCUCGAUGCUUAAUCCCAAAUUUCGACCAAUCACGGUCCUCCAUUCCUGAUGGUGAUGAUGCGUCGACAGCAGCGCAUCCUCUGGCGGAACGAGAACCACUGUUUACGCAGGCAAGCUGA